This is a messenger RNA of Penicillium longicatenatum, 939 nucleotides long. RefSeq names its product alpha/beta hydrolase. The transcript has a single exon. Gene Ontology annotation, molecular function: hydrolase activity. NCBI's taxonomy places the organism in Eukaryota, Fungi, Ascomycota, Eurotiomycetes, Eurotiales, Aspergillaceae. The record is from RefSeq and is a predicted model, not a curated record. Bases 1 to 939 code for a protein of 312 amino acids.
AUGGGGAUGCAGUACGUUUAUCACAAAUCCGUUGCCACAUUUCUCCGCGCCCUUGUUCGACCCAGACUGCAUAUUCAUCCCAAACCAGAUGACACAGUAUACGUCCCAUCUCGUGAUGAAGGCCGAACCAUCAAAACCAAUAUAUACGGAACGGAGGAAGACAAACCAACUCCCGUCCUUAUCAACUUCUGUGGUAGUGGCUUUGUUCUCCGCACCUUCGGCAAUGAUGACGAAUACUGCCGGUUCGUCGCAGACAAGACCGAAUACACUGUGAUUGAUGUUCAGUACCGACUCGCGCCCGAGAACACAUUUCCAGCUGCCUUCAACGAUGCUGAGGACGUUGUGAAAUGGGUACAAUCGCAGCCCGGUCGCUUUGAUGCUUCCUGCAUCUCGCUUUCGGGGUUCAGCGCUGGAGCCAACAUCGCGCUCGCGGUAGCAUCAUCAUCAGCGCUGUUUGGUGGCGAAGAACACAAGAGCAUUUUCAAUACCGUUGUUUCCAUUUAUGGACCGACUGACAUGGCGCUACCAACUCCAGAGAAACCGUUGGUGGAUUCCUCCAACUGGAUCAUGAAGAAAAUAUUUCCAAAAUUCUCCCAAACUUGUCAUAAAUUGCUCAACCCAGGCAACGUUGAUGCAUACGAUCCCCGUAUCUCCCCUGCCUUUGCCGAUCCGCACAAUUUCCCAAACAAUGCAUUGUUCAUCACGGCAUCACAGUGUGCAUUUGCUGUCGAGGCGGAGACUUUGUCUGAGAAAAUUGAUGGCAUAGAUGGAAAGGUCUCAUUGAGUCGUCGAAUGGAAGGAUGCGCCCAUGGUUGGGAUAAGGAGGCCAUUCGUGGCUCCUCUCAGUGUAAAGCGAAGGAUGAGGCAUAUGCAUUGGUAGUGGCGACCCUGCAAAGAGGCGAAACAGAGGUCGCAAAGGCCAGGGAAGCAGUGGCCUGA